CUCAUUUUGGAUUUUGUUUUUGGUUUUUGUUGAUUUAAGAAAUGAAAAACAGAAACUGUUUACGUGUCCAAAGCCAACUGAUAAGAAUGAAUACUUACCGACAAUUAACAGUGCAUUUCGCUUUGUCUUAAAUUCAGUUUUAACAUCUUUUACAACGUAUGUAAAAAUUAAAAACCAGCAUAACCAGUGACUUGCGAGCUUCCACAUCGUGAACUGAAAAAAAUGCCGAAAAAAAUUAUUUGUCUCUUCGACGUUGAUGGUACUCUUACUAAGCCAAGAAACGAUAUUGACCCCAGGUUUGAACUAUUUUUGCAGCAGAAACUCAAACCAUUAUGUGCAAUUGGUCUAGUAGGCGGGUCAGAUUUCAAAAAAAUUGCUGAACAAAUGUGCGGUGAAGAUGUUAUUGAGCGAUACCAGUAUAUUUUCUCAGAAAAUGGUCUAGUCUAUCAUAAAAAUGGAAAAGAAGAAAGUAUUAACAUGUUUUCCAUUCACAAUUUGUAUAUUUUAUCUGACAUAUACUUUAUUUUAGGCAGAGAAAAUAUCCAGAAGCAUAUAGGAGAGGAUAAAUUGCAAAAAUUUAUAAAUUUUGUACUUGGAUAUCUUUCCACUAUAGUUCUGCCCGUUAAAAGAGGAACUUUCAUUGAAUUUCGGACAGGGAUGUUGAACAUAUCUCCUAUAGGUAGAAAUUGUUCUCAGAAAGAAAGAGAUGAGUUUGAAAUAUAUGACAAGCAAGAAAAAAUUCGAGAAAAGAUGAUUGAAGCCCUAAAAAAAGAAUUUCCUGAUAUAGGAUUCACCUACUCCAUUGGUGGACAAAUAAGUUUUGAUGCUUUUCCUACAGGGUGGGAUAAAACAUUCUGCUUAAAUCAUUUGGAACCUGAAGGUUUUGAUGAAAUACACUUUUUUGGUGAUAAAGUUUAUAAAGGAGGAAACGAUUAUGAGAUAUUUAAUGAUUCUCGCACAAUCGGACACAAAGUGUUAAAUCCCCAAGAUACCCAAAGACAAUUAGAGGCAUUAUUUAAUUUAUAACUUAUACAAAGUAUUAAAAAUAUAUUUUUAAAAUUUUAUAUCAAUAAGUAUAAAAAAUAUAUCACAAUCCCUUAAA
This is a messenger RNA of Sitophilus oryzae (rice weevil), 1102 nucleotides long. Its product is annotated as phosphomannomutase. The record is from RefSeq and is a predicted model, not a curated record. The coding region runs from base 223 to 1026 and encodes 267 amino acids. Lineage: Eukaryota; Metazoa; Arthropoda; Insecta; Coleoptera; Curculionidae. The transcript has 4 exons. Gene Ontology annotation, cellular component: cytosol. Gene Ontology annotation, biological process: protein N-linked glycosylation; mannose metabolic process; GDP-mannose biosynthetic process. Gene Ontology annotation, molecular function: phosphomannomutase activity.